GGAAGCAGUGUCCUCGACGCAACAAACGUCUGAAGCAAAUUUAUCAACAUCAUCACUAGGAACAAACUCAAAUAUACUAGUACGACAAUAGACUCGCCUGGCCAGAGGGCGAAGCAACCCGCUGCCCACUAAGGCCGCCGUUAUGCUCAGGGGCCAUGGAACUUCCCCAUCAGCGGUAUGCCUCUGGCGCGGGUUCCUCCUACUGCUACUGCCGGAGGGACUUGUCUCCACUACCUUUCGCCGGUUCAGAGAUGAACUUCACGUCCCCUUGAUAUAUGAGAACAUGUUAGAACCACUGGACAACUUCGGCUGGAACAGGACUUCGUCUGUCAGCCAUCCGGGGACAACUGCAGGAGCUACGGCGUCCACGCCUUCAGGAUCACCUGAUCUUUCAUUAACCACCAAUAACUCCCCAUCACAUUUUAUUAACACCGCAGCUGAGUACCCGGCGGUCGCUGAGGACCCAGGGGUCGCUGAGGACUCAAAGGUCCCUGAGGAUCCAGGGGUCACUGAGGAUCCAGGGGUCACUGAGGACCCAGGGGUCCUAGUGAUCACGGUUGGAAAGGAUGAAGCGGUGGAAAAGAGAAAGGAUUAUUUCUUACCGAAGUCGUUGAGGCCCAUCCACUACGUCAUCAAGGUUCAGCCCUUCAUCAACGGCAACUACUCCAUCCACGGGUUCAUGGAGGUGGAGGUGGAAGUGUUGGAGCCCACGUCCAAUAUAACCUUGCAUGCUCUGAAUAUGACCAUCCAGACGAGCUCCGCGAAGUUGGUAGCAGUGAAAGAGGAGACACCAGGCACAAGAGAACAAGGAGAGAGAGGAGAGGAGCGUGUCCCUGGGAUCAAGCACUUCACCGUCGACGUCUCCCGACAGUUCUUCACGGCUCACCUGACGGGACAGCUCCUCCCCGGCCGGAGGUUACGCUACUCCAUGAGCUACGUGGCUACCCUCUCCCACGAGUCUUCGGGGUUCUAUGGUGUCGAGUACACUGACAGCGACGGUACCAAGAGACGCCUGGUGAGCACGCAGCUCCAGGCCACCGACGCCAGGAAGGCCUUUCCAUGCUUCGACGAGCCCGCCCUCAAAGCCACCUUCGAGCUCCACGUAGCCAGGGAGACCAACAUGACGGCCCUCUCCAACAUGCCUCUCCUAAACACGACUCCCAGGGAAGGUGAGGAAGGGUGGGUGGUGGACCACUUCGUGACCAGCCCUCCCAUGUCCACCUAUGUCCUCGUCCUCAUCGUGUCCCCUCUCCAGUAUGUCCACGUCCCCAAUCCCGGUGGUGUUCCCAUCACAGUGUGGGGGCGGCCGGAGACGUUGCCUACGACUUCCCUUGUGCAACAGGAGGCGCCCAGAAUGCUCGCCUUCUUCGAGAAUUACUUCGGGGUGCCCUUCUCCUUGCCCAAGCUCGACCUCGUGGCGCUGCCAAGAAUCAUAGGCAGUGCUUUCGAGGGCUGGGGUAUUAUCAUUUAUUAUGAUGAGAAAGCGAUGACGUACGACCCAGCGGUGGACGACGACUCCCACAAAGCCCUAGUGACGUACGUGCUGGCCCACGAGCUGGCCCACCAGUGGUUCGGUAACCUGGUCACGCCCAGGUGGUGGACCGACCUCUGGCUCAGUGAAGGCUUCGCCUCCUACCUCCAGUACCUCUCUGUCAGCAAUCUAACGCCAUCAACAGUUUCGGUAGAGAGAGAGAUGUUUCAUAUUAUCGAAAACACUCUCUAUAUAGACCACGAGCCAUCUUCUCACGAAAUACGAGUGCCUGUCUUCAACCCAGAAGAAAUAUGGGACCUGUUUGAUGCCAUCUCAUACUUUAAGGGUUCCUCAGUCAUCCAUAUGAUGAAACACUUCCUAUCCGAGCAAACUUUCAGGAAGGGCUUGACGAACUUUCUCCGUGGAUGCCAGUACAAGAACGCGGACCAGGACGACCUGUGGCGGCACUUGACGGUGGCCGCGCGCCACGACGCAGCCUUGCCCCUGGGUGUCAGCGUGAAGAUGGUGAUGGAGCCCUGGACGCUGCAGGCCGGCUACCCCGUCAUCACGGUGGUCAGGAGCACCACUGGCACCUCUGCCACCGUCUACCAGGAAAAGUUGUUACUGGGAACGGAUAAAAACUUUACCGUGAACGAGUUCCCUAAAUGGUGGAUUCCCUUGAGCUUCACCAGCCGGAGCGAACUGGACUUCAACCACACCCAGCCCCGAGUGUGGAUGAGGAGCACUGAGUCCCAGGUCACGGUCCCAGCCCUGCCCAGCAAGGACCAGUGGGUCAUAUUCAACGUGAAGAGAGCAGGUUACUACAGGGUCACCUACGACCUGCACAACUGGAACCUGAUCGUGAAGCAGCUCCUCACUGACCACACAGUUAUACAUGUCCUUAACAGAGGCCAGCUAAUUGGUGAUGCUCUCGAACUUGCUCUGGCUGGACAUCUCUCCUACAAGACUGCUCUGGACGUCAUCGAGUACGUGGAGAAGGAGGAGGACAUGCUGGUCUUCAAGGUCCUCCUCGCUAACAUUAUGCGCAUGGAGAAGCUGCUCAGAGUUACUCCUGCCUAUGAGGGCUUUAAGAAGUACGUGUUUUCCCUGCUGGUGCCGCUCUACAGGCUGCUGGGUCUGGAGAAGGACACCCGGGCCCAGGACGUGCUGAGGGAACACACACAGGUGGUGAGGUGGUUGUGUGUCUUGGACCAUCCUGACUGCGUCCACCUCGCCCAGCUCCUCUACAGCCAGUGGAGGGACAAACCCGAAUUCAUCAAUGUGCCGGAGGAGGUACGGGAGACUGUGUACUGCACCGCCAUUGCUAAUGGCGGAGAGGCGGAGUGGCAGUUCGCCUGGCGCCAGUACUUCCUGACCAGUGACGCCAAGCUCAAGGACCAGCUGGUGAAGGCGCUGGCCUGCAGCAAGGACCCCCGGGUCAAGGCUGGGUACCUGGAUGUGGCCUUCACCGCCGGCAUGAAGCUGAGGGCUCACGACAUCUUCCAGGUCUUCAGUUCCGUGGCGUCUCACGCUCCAGGCGACAGUGUAGCCUGGAACUUCCUCCUCAAGAACUGGGAUGAUGUUACUGAUAUGUUUGGCAACCACGAUGACGUGGCGGAAGCUUUCUUGAAGGCUGCCACCAAAACAUUCAACAGCAAGCAACAUUUGUUGCAGCUGGAGGUCUUCAAGACGGCCCACAAGAACCAGGAGAGUGUGGUCAGGGCCUCUGAGUCAGCCAUGGAGAGGACCAACAUCAACAUGGCCUGGAUGGAGAGGAACUAUGAUGUCAUUUGCCAGUGGUUGGAAGCUCACGGCUUCUCCACCAAGCUGCUGGUGUAUUGACGCUAAUGUCUUUAUUGACCUACUCAACUAGUUAAUAUAUAUAU
Procambarus clarkii (red swamp crayfish) is the source of this 3357-nucleotide messenger RNA. Lineage: Eukaryota; Metazoa; Arthropoda; Malacostraca; Decapoda; Cambaridae. The record is from RefSeq and is a predicted model, not a curated record.